Brienomyrus brachyistius is the source of this 1629-nucleotide messenger RNA. RefSeq lists its product as uncharacterized. The record is from RefSeq and is a predicted model, not a curated record. The transcript has 2 exons. NCBI's taxonomy places the organism in Eukaryota, Metazoa, Chordata, Actinopteri, Osteoglossiformes, Mormyridae. The coding region runs from base 33 to 758 and encodes 241 amino acids.
AAGACGCAGCUUCACUUGUUUUCUGCACCAAGAUGACGAGAAACAAACGAAUUGCAAAAGCUGUCAGCUGGAGCAACGAUCGAUACUGGGCAACUUGGGACAAGUGGAUGGAAGUGAUUGACUGGGAAGAUGAGGAAGAGCUGUGCUCCCCAGCAGAAUCACCCUCUGACCAGGCUGACCGUUCCAUCGUGUCACACACCCGAAAGCCAAUUGCCAAGGCAGUUAGCUGGACGGAUGAUGUGUAUUGGGCAGCCUGGGACAAGUGGGAUGAGAUCAUCUGCUGGGGUGAAGAAGGAGAGUGCUCCCCAGCAACUCCACCCAUCAACCAGCCUGGGAGGGAUAAGGGGUUAGACAUGCAUGGGUUAGAGGUUUUUCUGUUAAAUGAAAGGACAGUCUCCAUAAAGCCUGCAGAUGACCACCAAGACAGGCUGAAAAUAGGAGCCGUAGUGGUCGACCUCUGCCAGUUUGAGCUAGAUGGUGUAAAUGAUAAAUUUGAAAUUGUCGAAAUACAAAUUGGAGAGGUCAAAUUGGAGGAGACUGCAGAGAGGGGUUUUAAUUCAGAAUUUGAAUUGGAAAUUAUGGAUGUGGAGAUAGAGGUUGUAGACAGUGAAUUCCAGCUGAAUGCUCUUAAUUGGGAAAUUGCUGGAACUAAAGUGGACAAAUUAUUAGUGGAACACCUGAACAUAAAUAAUCUAGAAGCAGGCAGUGUGAAGGUGUCCACAUCAAAUGGGAAUGUGGUAUAUGUCAAUGGUAUGUGAGUGUGUUUGGUAAUGAUGGGUGUGAAUGGUGUGUGUAAGUGGUGUGUGUGUGUGUAUGAGAAUGGUGAUUGAAUGGUGUAUGUGAGUGAAUGGUGUGUGUGAGUGACAGGUGUGUGAAUGGUGUGUGUGAGGUAAUGGCAUGUGUGAGUGAGUGUGAGUGGUAAUGGCGUGUGUGAGUGAAUGGUGUGUGUGAGUAUAUGGUGUAUGUGAAUGGUCUAUGUGUGUGUGAAUGGGGAGUGAAUGGUGUGUGAGUGACUGGUGUGUGUCUGGUGUUUAUGAAUGGUGUGUGUGAGUGAAUGCUGUGUGAAUGGUGUUUAUGAAUGGUGUGUGUGUGAGUGAAUGCUGUGUGAGUGACUGGUGUGUGAAUGGUGUUUAUGAAUGGUGUGUGAAUGAAUGGUGAGUUUUUGUGUGUGUGUUUGUGUGUGUGUGUGUGUGAAUGAUCUGUGUGUGUGAGCCUGCCCUGUGAUGGGUUGGUGUCCCAUCCUGGGUUGUUCCCUGCCUCGUGCCUGUAGCCUCUGGGAUCCAUCUGACCGCCUGUUCCAAAAGGCAAAUUGAUCCCCACAUCCCUGAACAGGAGAAGCGGUUUUAGAAAAUGGAUAAAUGUUCCCAGAGGUGUGAGGCAACAGUGCUAACCACUGUACCAUGCAUAUGUAUAGGAUAUGUAGAAGAAUACCUGUUGCAGUUAUCUGAUGUGUGUGUUUUUCACUCUCCCUGCCGGCCCCUGGAGGUUUGGGCUUCCCCUUUGAGUCUGGUGCCUCCCAAGGUUUCUUCCUUCUAGGGAGUUUUUCCUUGCCACUGUCGCCUAUGGCUUACUCACUGGGGGCUUUGGGUGGGGGUGCUCUAAAGCGCUUUGAGACAAUGUAAUGUUGUG